AUGCUUGGUUAUCACCUCCGCAUUGUUGUAAAAUCCUCCUCGCAAUCUCAAGAAUCCUUCAUUCCGACUUCAUUAUUCCAACGCUUUCCGGCUCAUUCACAAAAAUCAAUACACCAACCGAGCAAGACUCCUCACCAUUCCAACGACUAUCGAUUUGGGAGCCUCACUAUUGACUGGGUCGAUAUGGAGCGCGGAAGUCAACCUUACUCACCAUGGAUAGAGAAGGGGCGGGGUAAAGGACACGCCGAAGCGACAUUCGUACCGCAAACUCGCAAGAAGGUUGGUACCACCAACUUGCCGGAGGGGACUGUCCAUAUAUUUCGAGACUGCACAAACAUACCUUCUCUAACAGUUUUAGAAGCUAUGGCAUCUUCUCUACCUGUUGACACAGAUGGGGUUAUGCUCGCGGUCCUUGCCGUUCCCUCUUGGAUGACUCCCUCAGAUUUCUUGGCUUUUGUUGCUCCAGCAGUCGAUGGGAUGGCACACUUGCGAAUUAUUCGCGAUUUCGCGCCCAACCGUUCUAUCGCAGUUGUCAAAUUUCUGAGUCCGGCAAAUGCAGCUGAAUUUGCGGAAGCCUACAACGGAAAGCCUUUCAAUUCAAUAGAGCCCGAAAUCUGUCAUGUAGUCCAUGUUCUGUCAAUUGCGAUUGACGUUGAAGAUCCAGUUUCUCAAGCGAUAUCACGAACUGGAGGUUCCCAUCUGACCAUGUAUGAGCUUCCCACAUGCCCCGUUUGCCUUGAACGCAUGGAUUCCGCUGUGACUGGUCUCAUCACCGUGCCGUGUUCUCACACGUUUCACUGCAUGUGCCUCAGCAAGUGGGGAGACAGCCGAUGCCCUGUGUGUCGGUAUUCACAAAAUCUGCUCUCCUCACACCCAACUUCAAUAUUAUCUUCAAGGUCACUCCCAUUCACCAAUCCCACAGCUACACCGCUGUCCUCCUGUUCCUCCUGUCCAUCAACCACGAACCUCUGGAUUUGUUUGAUAUGUGGUAAUAUCGGCUGUGGUCGAUAUGGUCAAGCCCACGCCCAAGCUCACUACCAAGGAACAACGCAUUUAUACGCGUUGGAACUAGAAACGCAACGUGUAUGGGAUUAUGCAGGUGAUGGUUAUGUUCACCGCCUCAUUCAGAACAAGGCCGAUGGGAAACUAGUCGAACUGCCCAGCGCAGCUUCGUCGAUGGGCGUCACUCCAAGAGAUGGUAGCCUAGGACCAAGUCAAGCGGAUGCAUUGAGUGCUGAGAAGAUAGAAGCUAUCGGAAUCGAGUACUCGUAUCUCCUUUCUUCUCAGCUGGACUCUCAAAGAUCCUUUUACGAAGACCAAACAACCGAAUUAACCGCCCAAGUGAUCGAUUUAAGGGGUUUGAUUGAAAGGCUCAGCUUUGAUUUUGAGGCGGAUCGUAAACUUGCGAAAGAGGAGGCUGAGAGAAAACAAAAGGAAGACGAAGAGAAGUUGGCGCAAAUAAUGAAGGAGAAAGCGAGAGCUGAGCACAAGGCCGAGAAGGCUACUGAACUAGCAAGGAAGUUUGGGAAUGAACUCAGAGAGGAGAGGGCUGUCAGCGACGGGUUAAUGAAGAACUUGGCGGUGAUGAAGGAGAGGAUGGAGCUUAUUGACAAGCAGAAGGACGAAUAUACUCGCAAAGUUGAAGAGUUGGAGGAUCAGGUUAGGGAUGUCAUGUUCUUCCUUGAAGCCAAGACGAAGAUAGAACAUGGGGGUGGGGUCGAAGCGGAGGCUGCUGGCGGCACCGUUGAGGUCCCCGUUGCCUCGACUGCGCAAAAACUCAAGGGAAAGAAGAAAAUUUCGCAAAAAGGAUAA
This is a messenger RNA of Laccaria bicolor S238N-H82, 1812 nucleotides long. RefSeq lists its product as uncharacterized. The record is from RefSeq and is a predicted model, not a curated record. Gene Ontology annotation, biological process: protein ubiquitination; Ras protein signal transduction. Gene Ontology annotation, cellular component: cytoplasm. The coding region runs from base 1 to 1812 and encodes 603 amino acids. Lineage: Eukaryota; Fungi; Basidiomycota; Agaricomycetes; Agaricales; Hydnangiaceae. Gene Ontology annotation, molecular function: zinc ion binding; ubiquitin protein ligase activity. The transcript is spliced from 5 exons.